AUAAUUUCUGGAUGCAAGUCCUGAAUGCAAGUUGAAGCUACAAAAACAUGCUCUGGUUUAUUUGUGUAGUUUGCUUUUCAUAAAAGAAAUUAUAGCUGAGCUUUUAUAAUAGUCUUUCAGCAACUUAACUAUAUUUCAAUACUGACAUUUCUUAACAUCAAAAUCCAAUCCGGUGUUGGAGCAAAAUAAAUAAAACCCCUUACCUCUUAAGAAAUGUAGGAAAAGCAUGAUAGAGGCUUUAUGUGUUUUCUACCCAUGAUAAUGAAAAACUACCCAUGAAAACUACCUUUUGACACUGUCCUAUGGCAUCCUGCAGCUAUCCUAAAGCUAUGAUUCGCAGUUUUGAGACAUAAGGAUUGCAGGUAUUCUAUGCUGUUGUUUCUCAGAUGACACCCUUUCUGAACCUGUAGCCUAUAGCGCUUUAUGGUAAGGUGGCAUAUGCAAGUAAACCUAUCUCCAUGUACCACUGUAAAAAAGCAGUGGGUUGGGUUGCUCUCAGGAUGGAGUGCCUUUAUGGCCUCUUAAAAGGCAGAACCCACACUCAGGAAUCCACUGGACCUUGGCUGGCACCAGACUGCAGAGGAAAGCAGCUAACGUAAAAAAGUUUUUUUUUAAAAGUAAGUACAUUUAUGGGAAGAUCUGUUAUUUGUAGCAGGUGAUUGGAUUUCUACAUCAAACCAGAUGGGAUCUGUGUACUUCUAAAGCUUUUUGUGCAUGUUUUCAUAAAUUAACUUCAUGGUUAAAGUAAAAAAAAAAAAAAAUCAGCACAUGUCUAUCAAUUUGUAAGAAUGUCUCUAAGGUUCUACUAUGAAAUUUCAAUAAUGGUCCUGAUAGCUGUGUACUUAUGUUACUUUUUAGGGAAUUCAGAAUAGUUCAGGUAUGCCAAGUGAUGAAUAAUGACAAUAUCAUUUUCUGAUUUCAUAUUACUGUAAAACAAAAAUGGCGCUGCAUAUUAUAAAUGUACUUCACAAUCAGAAUAACUACGUAUAUGCUCAUGACAAAAUCCUCUUCCCACAUUCCUCCAGACGGUGACAUUAAAAGACUGCAAAAAAUAGGUAAAAUAUAUGUUCUGUUUCAAGGGGGGCUCUGAAAUUUAAGAAAGAGACCUGACAUUCAUAAAUCACCUGCACUCAUAACAUCAGUGGAAAAAGUUUUUUUUUUCUUUAUAUGCAUCUACACAAUAGACUGCUACAGUUUUAACAUAUGCAUCUACUUUAGUGAUAUGAGAACUCUGCUUGACUCUUUCAAUCUAACUUUGUGUCUUUGAAUUGUUAUUGUGCAUACUGACUUAGCAAGAUGUUCCUUUUGGGCUGGAGAACAAAACGAAAAAGUAAAUAAGGCCAUAGCAAAGCUGUUUCGAAUAAGAGAAACAUAAUCUACAUCAAACUAAUAUCCAUAAAGUUACAUGAUUAAAUACUUUAUACCUUAUCCAGUUAUGAAUUUGUCAGUAUGAUGUUAUGAUUUAAAGAUUUUUCAAAUUGAUCUAAGUAUUCUAAUAAAUGUGAUAAAUGUUACAGAAAUCAGACAAUAUAGUUUAACAUAUAUUUCAGUGACUUAUUCUGAUGCCUAAUGGCCAAUAUAAAAAAUUGGCAAUGCAAAAAUAGAAAUAUCUAUAAUAAAAAUGAACUUUUAAAGUAGACAAAAUAAUAGGCUAUUUCUUUUCAAUUCAGAAACUAAGUUUAAAAAAAACAAAACUUUCCUCUUACUAUGUAAGUCUGUUGAUAGUUUCUUGAACAGUAAAAUAAAGACUGCCGUAAGUGAACUACAGGCCAUUAUGGCCUGAAAAUAAACACCAUUUAUUUUCACAUAAUAAUGUACAUCUUAUAUUUUAUAUAUUUUAGUCUAUUGCCUAUUUAAUCUAUACUAUUGAGUAUUGAUACCAACACUCCCACCAACACUGCAUUUUCUAAAAACACAUCCAACCAUAAACCUCCAGUUUCCACAAUGAUAAGUGAUACCCAGAACAUAUUUAGACCAUCUGGAGCACAUAAACUAUUUUAAAGACAGUGACCAGUUUCAGAACUCACUGAAAUUGAGUAAUGUGGUAUGUACAGAGCAAAUAACCCAGGCAUUCACUCAAGAUAAUUGAGACAAAUUGCUAUACAAAUACCACUCAGGGAAAGCACAAAACAACAUAUUAAGUGAUUUAAGAGUGCAUUGUGAUUAUUCUGCAUUAACAGAGAAGUUGGUCUGAAGAUGUUUAAGAUUUGCAAAGCAAAGGAAGAGCAACUAACUGCUCCGGGGCAGGGUAAGUCAAAAAACAAGUGGAUUUUUUAAAAUGUAUUCAACUAAAUUACAUGUUUAAAACCUUGAUUAAAUCAAUAAUAGGACAGUUCAGACUACAGUUCUUUAACAGUAUGGACAUUAUCAAUGCUAUCCUGAAUUUCCUUCCUUUAUCAAAUUGUACAGAUUAUUUCAUUUUUUUAAUUAUUAUUUAAUGGCAGUGAAAAUUAAAAAGAAGUCACGGGUGCCCGGAGUUAUGAUCACUCAGUAUGUGGAAGUAUUACCAGAUGGCAUGAGCACUCCUGAUUUCACUCGGAAACCUAUCGCGCUCACAAUUCAAGAAGGAAAAAUGGCCUUUUUCAGAGCAAUAGUUACUGGUAAUCCAACACCAGUUGUGACUUGGAUGAGAAACAAUGGGGAAAUAGAUGCGGAGAGAUACAAGUUUACAUUUGAUUCCAUUUCUGGUGAACAUCAGCUACAGAUGCCUGAUGUAUGUGCAGAUCAAGCGGAUACCUACAAAUGUUAUGCCAGAAAUGAGUUUGGAAAAGCAGUUGUUACCGUUACUCUCAAUGUCAUUGAAGUUGGCUACAAGAAGAGUAAAGCGAUGAAAGAAUCCAGAACAGCAAUUCGAGAGUUACCAGAAGACUUCAAAAGGAACUUGAGAAGCACGGCGGACUUAGAGUCGAGGGAAGAGAAACAGCUAGAAAUCGAUGAACAAUUUUGGGAACUGUUGUUGAGUACAGACAAGAGAGAAUAUGAGAACAUCUGUGCACAAUAUGGGGUCACUGAUUUUCGCUGGAUGCUCAAGAAGCUAAACGAGAAGAAGUUGGAGAGAGAGCAGGAGCAGGAAAAGGUUGUUGAAAAACUCUGUAACCUCAAGCCCAUUGAACUGAAACCUAAUGGUGCAGCAGAGUUUGAACUUGAGAUGUCACUGAAAGACCCCAACAGCAAAAUUUUCCUAUUCAAGGAUGGAGUUAUGAUUCCUUUUGAUGCUGACGCAGAGAUAAAACAUGGACUUAAAAGAGUAGGAAAGAAGUUUGUGUUCAGUAUAAAUGGAGUUAAUCCUGAGGAUGCAGGAUUAUAUCAACUGGAAAUUGAUGGAGUCAAGAUAUUCUCAACUGAAUUACAAAUUCCAGAUGUAGACUUUUUGGUUAAAAUUCAAGAUGUGAAAGCGGAGGAAAGAGAGGAUGCUGUGUUCCAGUGUGUGCUUUCACGUCCAAUGAAAAAAAUCAGUUGGAUGGGGAAAAACAACCCAGUGGAGCAAGGAGAUAAAUAUGAUGUUACCGUAUCGGACGACAUGCUGAUUCACACUUUAGUGGUGAAAGAUUGCCUGCUACUGGACAAAGGAAUCUAUUCAGCUGUGGCUGGACUUAAAUCCUGCAGUGCCUGGCUCAUAGUAGAGGGUAACACGGAUCCAAGUAUGGUUGGAAAAAAGAAAGCUCGCAAGACAACUUGUGCAGGAGGUGGUGGAGACGAUGUUUUCAAAGUUGCUCGGGAGCAGCAGGCGAAGUUACAAAAAGAACAAGAUGAGCUGAUUGCAAAAGCAAGGGAAAAGGCAGAGGAAGAGGAGGCAGCAGCAGCAGCAGCAGCAGCAGCGGCAGCGGCAGCAGCUGAAGAACCAAAACCUGUAGAAAUCCCAGAGGUAGAUGCCACACCUAAAACUGAACCUCAACCAAUGAAACAAGCAAAAGUAAAGCCAGAGACAAAACCAGAAGUGGUAGCAGAUUCUAAACCAAUAGUUGCAGAAGAAAAAGUGAAGGAAGGAAAAACAGAAAAACCUGCACCAGGUCCUGCAAAAGAGAAGGAGGCUGUUGUUGAAGAGAAAGAAUUUGUUCAAGAGAAAAGACAAAGACUGAGACCAGGCCCACUUGUCCCUGAAGCUGUAACUGAUCCAGGAGUUUAUUUCACUGCUGGACUCUCAGAUGUAACUGCAGUUAUAGGUAAUGAUGCAGAACUGCUAUGUAAGCUAAGCUGCGAGGACUGUGAUGCAACCUGGUACAAAGAUGGAAAAGAGAUAACAGAAACAGAGGACAUUAAUAUUAUUAAAGAGGAGACUUAUCGGAAACUAGUUAUUAAAAACUGUAAAGAAGAGGAUGCUGGAAAAUAUAAAUGUGAAGCUGAUGGGCGUAAGACGGAAGCUAUGUUGAAUGUUGAAGAUCCUCCAAGAAUCAGUCUUGAUGACCUUGCUGAGUUUAUGAAACCUGUAAUAAUCAAAGCUGGAAAAGAGGCAUCCUUUAAGCUAACAUUUGUUGGACGUGAACCAAUGAAAAUCCAAUGGUACAAUGAUGGAGAAGAGCUGAUGGAGGAGAGCAAUAUUAAGAUUGAGAAGUCUUCCUCCCAUAGCCGCCUAUUGCUAACCAAGUGCCAACGCAGAACAACUGGAGAAAUUAAGAUCAAAAUUAAAAAUGAAUGUGGAACGACUGAGGCCAUCACAAAACUCAUUGUCCUAGCUAAGCCAACACCACCACAAAGCCCUGUGGAUGUCAUUGAAAGUUCUUCAUCUUGCAUUGAGUUCAAAUGGAGGCCUCCCAAAGAUAGUGGCGGUUGCCCUGUCACCAACUACAUUAUGGAGCGCCAGCAAAUUGGACGAAACAGCUGGCAAAAGUUGGGUAAGAUUGGUCCGGAGCCCAAGUACAGGGACACAGAUGUAGAUCAUGGCAGAAAAUACUGCUACCACAUCAGGGCUGAAACCGAACAAGGCAUUAGUGACAUGAUAGAGACUGAUGACAUCCAGGCUGGAACAAAGGCAUACCCUGGACCUCCAUCAACACCAAGAAUUGUCAGUGCUUUCAAGGACUGUAUAAAUCUUGCAUGGACUGCACCGGCAAAUACGGAAGGAGCAAACAUUUUGGGUUACAAUGUGGAGAAACGCAAGAAUGGGAGUAAUCUGUGGGGCAUGGUCAACCCACCAGAUGAGCCCAUCAAAGCAAAACAAUAUGCAGUAAAGGAUGUUGUUGAAGGUAUAGAGUACGAGUUCAGAGUGUCAUCUAUCAAUAUGUCUGGAGUUGGAGAUCCAAGUCAACCCUCAGAAUUUGUGAUUGCCAGAGAUCCAAAAAAACCUCCUGGUAAAGUUACUGACCUGAAGGUGACAGACUCUACCUACACCACCUUAUCGCUGAGCUGGACCAAACCAGCAGAAGAAGAAGGUGUCCAAGAUGAGGCUAAGGGAUACUUUGUGGAAUUACGACCAGCUGAAAACCCUGAAUGGGGCCGGUGUAACACCAGCCCCAUUGUUAUGACCACAUUCACUAUUGUGGGUCUUAAGUCAAUGGCAAUGUACUGGGUAAGAGUUAUGGCCACCAAUGAAGGUGGAGACGGUGAGCCUCAAGAGUUAGACAACUACAUCAUUGCAAUGCCGCCACCAGUUAGACCACAUUUCACUGACAAAAAAUUGAAGAACUUUAUGGUUGUGAGGGCAGGGAACUCAGUUCGAAUCAAUUUCAACUUUAAGGCUUCUCCAAUGCCAGUGAUCACAUGGCUCAAGGAUGGCUUGCCUCUACCCAAAUAUGUAACAGUGAGCAACACAGACAGUCAUCACAAGCUAAUGAUACCCUCAUCGGAGCGCCAUUACACUGGAAUCUAUACAAUUGUUGUGAAGAACCUUGUUGGUCAGGAGACUUCCAGUGUUGAAAUAAGAGUCACAGAUGAUCCUAAGCCUCCAGGCCCUGUAGAACUUGAGGAAAAUGUGUCGGGAACAGUUACCAUUUCAUGGACUGCAUCUCCAGAUGAGAAGAAAGAUGACAGACUGCACUAUGUGGUCGACAAGCACGAUUCUGUUAAACACACUUGGCAUACUGUGGCUGACCAUCUCUUCAACAACAGGUUCACUGCUGUCAAUAUUAUGCCCCGAAGGCAGUACAAGUUCAGGAUCUAUGCCAAGAAUGACAUGGGGCUUUCUGCAGCGUCUGAGUCACCAAUCUGGGAAGUAAACAAAAAGAAAGAGAAAUUCUCUUUGAAACUUCAAGAUUCUAAAGCUGCAGCUUUGAGACAUUCUCCAUCAUUUUCUGUUCCUCUAAAAAUGCACCAAAGUCCUCAAAGAUAUGAGUGCUACAUGAGUUGUGCUGUGACAGGGAACCCCAGACCCCAUGUUACCUGGUACAAAAAUAACAUCAGCCUCAACACCAACACUAACUACUACAUCACCAACACCUGUGGAGUCUGCUCCAUGUUAAUACUCAAUGUUGGGCCCAAAGACAGUGGGGAUUACACUGUUGUUGCAGAAAAUUCUCUGGGGAGAGUAGAGUGCUCAACAAAACUUGACGUGAGAGAUUAACAUGCUGGAGCAGUUCUGACCUUCUGUAGAGCCCCGCUGCAUCAAAAUCAAUGAAGAAAAUUCAUCAGCUUCAAGUCUGUCAACAUUGUUGAUUCUAUUUUAAGUGUGGAACAAUGUAAUAUAAUUAAAUCAAGUCUGAUCAAAUAAAACUGUAGCACUGAAAAACAAAGAUUAAAAUCACAUAAAACUAGUAGCGUUAAAUUCAAGAAAUUCUACUUGGAGCGGACCUGAAGACAAAGACAAAAGAAUAUUUGACAAUCAAACUCACCAAUAUGUAAUGACAUUAGAAACAUAAACUGCCAUCUGACAACAGUCUUUUCAGCAAGCCAAAAAUACUGUGUUUAAAAAUAUAGAAUUAGAAAGGUGAAAGGUAAAGGUAAUUUUAUUUAUAUAGCACAUUUUCAGCAACAAGGCAAUACAAAGUGCUUUA
Messenger RNA from Xiphophorus hellerii (green swordtail), 6926 nucleotides. RefSeq names its product immunoglobulin-like and fibronectin type III domain-containing protein 1. Gene Ontology annotation, molecular function: protein binding. The record is from RefSeq and is a predicted model, not a curated record. Gene Ontology annotation, cellular component: M band. NCBI's taxonomy places the organism in Eukaryota, Metazoa, Chordata, Actinopteri, Cyprinodontiformes, Poeciliidae. Gene Ontology annotation, biological process: sarcomere organization.